Oncorhynchus keta (chum salmon) is the source of this 315-nucleotide messenger RNA. Its product is annotated as exocyst complex component 6-like. The transcript is spliced from 2 exons. Gene Ontology annotation, biological process: exocytosis; Golgi to plasma membrane transport; intracellular protein transport. NCBI's taxonomy places the organism in Eukaryota, Metazoa, Chordata, Actinopteri, Salmoniformes, Salmonidae. The annotation marks the transcript as partial. Gene Ontology annotation, cellular component: membrane; exocyst. The record is from RefSeq and is a predicted model, not a curated record.
UUGGUCCAGAUCAUCAUUAACACAACCCACCUGGAGCAGGCCUGUAAAUACCUGGAGGACUUCAUCACCAACAUCACCAACGCCUCACCUGAGACCGUGCACACCACGCGGCUCUACGGACUUUCCACCUUUAAGGAUGCACGCCAUGCAGCGGAAGGAGAGAUCUACACCAAACUGAACCAGAAGAUAGAUGAGUUUAUCCAGCUGGCAGACUAUGAUUGGGGCAUGCCGGAGUCGGACGGCCAGGCCAGUGGAUACCUUAUGGACCUCAUCAACUUCCUCCGCAGCACCUUCCAGGUCUUCACACACCUGCCG